Penicillium cosmopolitanum is the source of this 822-nucleotide messenger RNA. RefSeq lists its product as uncharacterized. The transcript has a single exon. Lineage: Eukaryota; Fungi; Ascomycota; Eurotiomycetes; Eurotiales; Aspergillaceae. The record is from RefSeq and is a predicted model, not a curated record. Bases 1 to 822 code for a protein of 273 amino acids.
AUGGGAAAUCUUCCGGAGGAUAGACCGAAAAGCAAGCCACUGGAAGUACAGAGCACGUCAGAUCCCCGCAUCAUCGAGUCGCCUGAAGAGCGCAAAGAAGAAGAAAUGAAAGAUGACCUCUUCCACAGCCCUAGCUACCUGGUCUAUCAGGCGAUUGUGGGUCCGGCAUUUGAGUUCUUCGUACAGGCACAGCAAGUUGUUCGACGUAUCAUCUGCAUUGAUUUACAUCACCGCAGUCGUGGAACACUGAGCGACGAAUUCGAGGUGUUACAGAUCGCCCACAAAGUUGGCGCCGACCUCGAGACCCUUUGGCACCGCAGACCCUCCGUGAUCGACGUGUACGGGCAACCGGAAGCCUUGCAUGAUACACUCUGUGCCCCAGUUGCUCUUGAAGUCUGCCGUACUUUCAGACAAUAUGUGGCAAACUUUUUAGCAAACUUCAUCUACCUCCACCGAGUCGCCUUUGCAAUAUAUCCUCGGACAGACCGUGUCAACGGUGCUGUCGACAAGAUUAUCCAGCUAGCUACGAUCGAGUCUGCAGGAUCUUUACCUGGUCAUCUACCAGUCAGCUUCAUGUGGCCAAUAUUCAUCGCAGGUCUGGAAGGCUCGCAGGACCAACGUCAGUGGAUUGUCCAAGAGAUGCAGCGAAUGGCAGCCGCACGCGAGAAUGAACCAGCCACGUCGAUUUCACGACAUCCCUCGGCCGAUAAGAUUCUCUUGUUACUGGAAGAGAUGACCCGUAGGCAAGAUGUCUCACGAUCCUGGGCGGAUUCGCGGUGCGUGCGACGAGAACUAUUCUCGAAUCCGUUUGUCAUCAUUUGA